UCUCAUGUUCAUUUGCAGAGUCGCGAACAACUUUACUCACCCAAAGAUCAUUGUUCUAAAGAUAGCUGUGAUCACUACAACCCAAAAUUCAAUUGAGGGUACAUUCCUGCAGGCGGGGAAGGCAUGCUAGGUACAAUUAAGUCAUCGUAAUGGCGGAGAUUGUCAGUUCAGCAGUUUUCCAGGACACAGUAGGCAAACUUUUGUCUGGAUUAGUUCAGAAGUAUGAGGGGGGAAAGAAAUCAAUUGCAAUUGAAGAUUUGGAGAGGCUAGAGAUCGCACAGAUCAAGUUGGAGGCAGCUAUAGAGACAUCUGACAAGUGGCUGAUUACAGAUGUGUCGUUGUUGCGAUGGCGCAACAAGUUGAAGCGUGCUGCUCAAGAGUGUGAUGAUACACUGCACAAGUGCAAGCAUAGAAUCCUAGAAGAAAAGGAAGUCGAUCAAGAGGUGAGGAACUCAUCAUUUCCUAAACGGAUAGCACAUGCUACUAAGUCAUUGUUUUCUUCCACGUUUCGCCACAACGACGACAAGUUGAGCAAAUACAUGGUUCGAAGGUUUGAGUGGUUUGCAGAUGGCGCUAGUGAAUUCUUGAGAUUCAUAGAGCUUGGGGGCACACCACACUGUCACAUGCCCUUUGGCUGUGCUCUUGCCAGGCACCUUUUAACUGGCAAGAGACUACAGAGUAGAAUUAACAGAGGAAAUGCAUGCCCUUUAUUUUUGCAAUGGGUGCCCUUUGUAACUGCAGAGCAUGGAAUCGAGGCCAACUUGAUAUUCAUGCAGAAUGAUGGUAAUGCACCAGAGAAUAAUUUUUUCUUCAAUAUAAUGCUACAGAUUUCCGAAAGUGUAGAUAUUGUUGGUAUCACAAUCAAGUGCUUGCAGUUGUUUCCUCCGCUUUUCAGAUCCGCAGUUGAAAACAUUAGGAAAGAGCUUAUGCAACUACCUACACAAGACUUCUCGUGGGUGCCAUACGUGGAUUCGUCACACCAUAAAGAACAUUGGGACAAUCUUCACAGCUUUGGCACUCAGUGGUUUCGCCCAAAUCCGUUGUGUUGCAAACAGCAUGAUCUGCAUGAGAGAGAUUGUAGAAGCAAGGUGAAUAUGUCAGGAAUAAGUGAGGCUUCUCUAGAACCUGUCAUUGAAGUGAAUUUGCAAUGCCAAGUCUCACCACCUUUGUACAACAGACAAAGGACCUCACCAUCCAAAGGCAAAAUUUCUGUGCAAGAACAAAAUCCACCAUUUCUGAAAACUGGACUGCUUUUUAUGCCCCAUGGCUCUUCACAAGACCUGCUGCCAGAGGAUACUAGUUCCGUAGCAGAGGCGAUCAACAUUGACAAGCAGAAUUUCUCGCAUACAAACAUUACUUUGCAACAGCUGGAAGGGAUCAUAGUACCAAAGGCAAUAGAUUACUUCUGCCAGAAUGCCGAAGCAUCAGUCUACCAGAUACUUUGGAAGUCCAAACAUAGCACCGCAUAUGUCCAGGUUGAGAAUGUAUGCAUGGAGAAAAGAAGCACACGCAGAACAAUUGGGAGAGCAAGGAAAGGGAAUCCGUUUCAUAGAGAGAACAGAGAAGUGAAGAACCGGAAACAUUUGGUCCCUCACUACCUUGACUUAUGGGCUGCACAUGCACCUGCCCAGCUGCAGGGCUCCAUUGCUGAAUGGGUUCAGAGAGAAAAGGAAAAACAGAUGGCACGACCACAGCUCAUGUCCAAAAUUCUAGAACAUGUAACAUGGAGCAAUUGGGAUAAUCUUGCAUAACUGAGGGAAAAUCUUUCAAGAGAUAGGAUUUGAGUCAAAUACUCCAAACACAAGGCCAACAGCUGCAAUUCUAAAGCGGGAAGGUUGCGGUUAUGUAUUGUUAACAUUUUCUGUUCUGUUGGUACUAGUAAAGAACUAUGUUCUACAUUAGGUACUCAUUUGAUUUUAGGUUUGGUCUAUAUGUCUCGUGUGAUUUUAGUAUUCUCCAUCAAA
This is a messenger RNA of Sorghum bicolor (sorghum), 1964 nucleotides long. RefSeq lists its product as uncharacterized. Lineage: Eukaryota; Viridiplantae; Streptophyta; Magnoliopsida; Poales; Poaceae. The transcript is spliced from 2 exons. Bases 150 to 1751 code for a protein of 533 amino acids. The record is from RefSeq and is a predicted model, not a curated record.